GUUGUAUUUGUUUACACUUUUUUUGUAAUAAAUAUAUUUUAAAGAAUGUGGGCGCCAAGCACUGAGGAAACAUAUUUUGCCAGCAUGGACUACACAAAAAACGUUAUAAACAUAAUGCCCAGCGCAGAAAUGCUGGUCACCUUCAGCGGAGGGGACAGGGACUUGAUGCGCGCUAAGAAAGCUUGUUUACUGUACGCCGAAAGAGUUGACUUCAAGGAGCUGAUUCAAUUGCGUUUGGCCGAGAAGUGCGAUCAGCGACGCAUGUACAUCACCACGGUGGACAGCGUAUCCUUCCAAGAGCUGAAACAGGAUCAAUCGCUAAAUGUCACAUUCGCUGGAUUUAUGGAAAAUGUGAUACGCAUGCUGAAGGACUGCCAGGCCGGCAAGCUGGAGCUGUGCCUGUCCGCCAAGGAAACAGCUACCAGCACAGCUGAGCACCCGAGUCACGACUACCAUCUGCAGUUCGUGGAAAUACGCGCCUUCAAGAAUCUGGUGCAUUUGUGUCUGCCCUGUCGUUCCGCGCCGCUACACACGGUUCUCUUCUACAUCAACACGACGCUAGAUGUGGCUCACAAGAAGCUUUAUUUGCUGGAGCAGAACAUGCAGCAGUUGCAAAUGGAAUUGAAUUCCCAAAACGCACACAUCGAACAGCUAAGCUCAGACAAUGGAAAAUUACGCGAAGCGCUGGUCGAGAAUACACGGCACCUGGGCGAAAAGCACUCGGCCGAGCUGCAACAUAUGCAGGAUAAGCUGGAGAAGCUAAACGAGCAGCGUGCCAAUGAGCUGGAGCGCAGCCGCCGCUCGGUUGCCGGACUGCAGACGCAGUUGGAGCGCGCGACGCUGGACAAGACGGAGCUGAAGACAAUGCAUGAGCAGGCCGAGAAGCGCAACCAGAGCCUCAACGAGGAGCUCACCUGCUGUAAAUCGCGUAUCUGCAACCUCAAGGAGCAAAACGAGAAGCUGCACACCGAGCUAACAGCUGCGAAGAAGCAAGAACGCAAACUAGAAUAUAAAAUAGAAGACUUAAAACAGCACACUAUGGAGCUGCAGGAGCACAUACAGAAGGGCAACAAGGAAAAGGCAAACAUUGCAGCCGAACUGGAGGCAGAAAAGAAGAUACUCCAUACCAAGCGGCAGGCACUGGAAAUGGCCUCCGAUGAAAUAGCCAAAGCGAAUCAAAUAAUACUCAAGCAAUCGCAGGAGCUGCUCAACCAGAAGAAAACAAUUUCGUGGCGCACUGAAGUGGCGCUGCAGCAGGAGAAGGCGAUCAAAGAAAAGGAGAAGCUGCUGAACAUGCGCGACGAGGAACUGAAGCAAACCCGACAAACCAUCCAACAGCUGCGCGAAGAAAUUCCACAGCAGCUGCAGUCCAUGCGGCACUUUGCCCAGGGCCUGGAGGAGAAGUACAAGAAUCAAAUUCUCACGCUGAAGGAGCACUUGGAAGCGGCAAGCGGCAAGGAAAACUGCAGCCGCAGAGCGAAUCGCAAAUAGGCCUACAUUUAGUAAGCAUUAUUGUGUAUUGUAUAAAUAAUUUGCAUUGUUAGUUAACUGUUUUAUCGUAGCUUUAAUUAAACUUAUUUAUCUAUUUGUGGGCUAUUCGAAA
Molecule: messenger RNA, 1603 nt
Organism: Drosophila virilis
Lineage: Eukaryota; Metazoa; Arthropoda; Insecta; Diptera; Drosophilidae
Gene: Sas-6
Product: Spindle assembly abnormal 6
Biological process (GO): centriole replication
Cellular component (GO): centrosome; centriole
Source: RefSeq, a predicted model, not a curated record